AUGGCGCGGCGACAACACCUCACAGUGAUACUCGCCCUCGCUGUCACUGUCUUCCUCACAUUCAUAUACCUCCUCUCUUCCGCCUCGACAGGAACCGGGCCGUUAGAAGGGGGACCAAGUGUAGGAAGCAAUGGCGACGAUGCAGCAAUGCCUAAUCUGGAUUUACCGUCUGGUGUCUUGGGCGGGGGUGCGAUAGCACCGAAACUGGAGAACGCAACAGCAAAAGCCGAACUCGGCCGCGCGUCUUGGAAACUCCUCCACACGAUGAUGGCGCGGUUCCCCGAGUCGCCGACAGCCGACGAGAGCCUGGCGCUCAAGACGUACGUGCAUCUCUUCGCGCGCCUGUACCCCUGCGGUGACUGCGCGCGCCACUUCCAGCAGCUGCUCGCCAAGUACCCGCCGCAGGCGAGCGGCCGCAACGCCGCCGCCGGCUGGGCGUGCUUCGUGCACAACGAGGUCAACAAGCGGCUGGGGAAGCCCGACUUUGACUGCAGCAAGAUCGGCGACUUCUACGACUGCGGCUGCGGGGAGGACGGGAAGGACGGGAAGGACGGGAAGGGGGCGAAGGGGACGCCUGCCGAUGGGGAGGAGGGGACGGGUCAAGAGGAGCUGAAGGGGAGGGAAAAGGUCAGUCUGGAGAAGGAGGGCCUGACAAGAGGAGUUGUCGCAGAUGGCAUUCAUGUCGAUAUGGACCGGUUGAAGAAGGGCGAGGUUAAUAUGGCAAUAACUUUCAAAGACGGUGUCAUUCUUGGCGCCGACUCCCGCACAACAACGGGCGCCUACAUCGCCAACCGAGUGACGGACAAGCUGACCAGAGUCCACGACACCAUCUGGUGCUGCCGCUCCGGCUCCGCCGCCGACACACAAGCCGUGGCCGACAUCGUGCAAUACCAGCUUGGCCUCUUCUCCAUGAUGAAUGGGAAGCCGCCGACGACACAGACCGCGGCCUCCAUCUUCCAGGAGCUCUGCUACUCCAACAAGGACCGACUGUCGGCCGGGCUCAUCAUCGCGGGCUGGGACGGGCGCCACGGCGGGCAGGUCUACAGCAUCCCGCUGGGCGGGUCGCUGCACAAGCAGCCGUACUCGAUCGGCGGGUCGGGCUCGACGUACAUCUACGGCUACUGCGACGCGAACUGGAGGGAGGGCAUGGAGGAGGCGGACGCGGUCAACUUCGUCAAGGGCGCGCUGAGGGAGGCCAUCAAGUGGGACGGCAGCUCCGGAGGCGUCAUCCGGAUGGUCGUCCUGACCGCCAAGGGCGCGGACCGGCACCUGUACCUGCCCGACACCGACUACGAGGUUCGCCACAUGUGA
Molecule: messenger RNA, 1311 nt
Organism: Phialemonium atrogriseum
Lineage: Eukaryota; Fungi; Ascomycota; Sordariomycetes; Cephalothecales; Cephalothecaceae
Product: nucleophile aminohydrolase
Exons: 6
Coding region: 1-1311 (436 amino acids)
Cellular component (GO): proteasome core complex
Molecular function (GO): thiol oxidase activity; threonine-type endopeptidase activity
Source: RefSeq, a predicted model, not a curated record